Helobdella robusta is the source of this 630-nucleotide messenger RNA. RefSeq lists its product as hypothetical. Gene Ontology annotation, cellular component: FAR/SIP/STRIPAK complex; Golgi apparatus. The record is from RefSeq and is a predicted model, not a curated record. Gene Ontology annotation, biological process: regulation of Golgi organization; positive regulation of MAP kinase activity. Gene Ontology annotation, molecular function: protein kinase binding. NCBI's taxonomy places the organism in Eukaryota, Metazoa, Annelida, Clitellata, Rhynchobdellida, Glossiphoniidae. The coding region runs from base 1 to 630 and encodes 209 amino acids. The transcript is spliced from 7 exons.
AUGACCAUGGGUAACGAGGAAGAACUAUUCUCAUCCAUGGCUCUCCCUGUAGUGGUGAGGCCUAUCCUUGAUAAAAUGGAGAAAAAGAAUGCAGUAGCAGCAAAUGCAUUAAAAAGUGGCUUUGCUAAAGUCGAGUCAGCCCACCCAGGCUUCACUUAUCAGCUGAUCAAGAGUAUAUUGAAGAAGGCUGAGGUUGACAAUCAAGUAGAUAUGUGUGAAUGUCUACUAAGAAUAGAGGGCUCCAAUAACUCCAAUGAAUUCCUAGUAGAUAGAGUGGAGGAACCAAUACAAUUGUUAAAUGAGAGGUCGACAAACCUGAAAAAAAUUCUUAGCAGAAUUCCUGAUGAGAUUUAUGAUAGAAAAAAAUUUCUGGAAACCAUCAAGGAAAUAGCCAGUGCCAUUAGGUUGCUGCUAGAUUCAGUUAACAGUAUCUUCUCUUAUAUCAGUGAGCAGUACAGACAAGUCUUAGACAUUCGCAAGAAAGAAUUUGUUAAGUAUUCCAGAAAUUUCAGUAAUACAUUGAAAGACUUUUUCAGAGAUAGCGAGAAGCAAAAUGUCUUUUUAAGUGCCAACCAUUUGGUUAACCAAUCAAAUUUGCUGAUGAGAACUAUCAAAGAAGCCCUUGUCUGA